Messenger RNA from Ictalurus punctatus (channel catfish), 1802 nucleotides. RefSeq names its product sosondowah ankyrin repeat domain family d (gene sowahd). Gene Ontology annotation, molecular function: protein binding. The coding region runs from base 479 to 1546 and encodes 355 amino acids. The record is from RefSeq and is a predicted model, not a curated record. NCBI's taxonomy places the organism in Eukaryota, Metazoa, Chordata, Actinopteri, Siluriformes, Ictaluridae. The transcript has 2 exons.
UUCCUCUUCUCUAUUCUUAGUCAACUUCAAUGGUCACGUGAUCUGUUGAACAGUCGGAGAUAUUACAGCUGACCUUUGAGUCAAGCAACUCUUCAGCGGGUGGCGCGUUGUGUCGGAGAGGUCUGAACUCAAACUGGUGCUUCCUCAGGAAAGAAAAUGCACUUCGGUUCAGAGGUGUUAGAUUCGGUCAUGUCUCUUAUAGAUUGUGGAUUUAUAUUCACACAACGUUGCUCGAGUGUGUAAGGGACCUGCCUACCGAGUGCUCGCUUGAGCGCGGAUGAAAUCUUUGAACAGGUGAGAGAGGACUUAAAAAGAGGAACGGGCUUAAAUGAGGAACUUCCCAUAUAUCUAGCUGUAAUUAUUAUCUUCUGGAGCAGAAAACGCCCCGAAUGGGGAUUUUGAAGAGGACAGUUUUUGGAUAUGUAAACGUCUUCAGCGCAUCAUAUAAACAAGGGAAGCCGAGGCUGGACAUAUAAACAUGUUUGACAGCGCGGGCAGCUGCGAGUCGUCACAAAGCGACGUCAUCAAAUCCGAAACUUCCUUGGAUUAUCAGAUGGGUGAAACCGAAGCGCUAUCACAUGGACCAAAACAUGAAUCUAAAAUCCAAACGAGCAACUCGAAUGAGUCCGAUUCUGGCUUUACAGCAGAACCGAGCCCAGAGGAACGCGCGACGACGGUUGGCGCGCGCGCGGUGUCGCUCCCACUCAGCGCUGCCGCGCGAAGGUCCAGAUUUCAGAGACAGCUGGAAGCUUCUGAACCAAAAACAUCAGCCGAGGUCCAGGAGAAAGGCUCCAUCACCCCUGCCAUGCGCAAAAAAUACCUGAAGGACUUGUUUUUGAACUAUAAUUCGCAUAGUGGCCUGUCAACAAUCCUAUCGCUCAAAAGCGCGAGCGAGGCGUCGAGGGACUGUGUGGACGCGACGUUGCAGGGCGCGGACGAGAGCAAUGCAUUCUGGGUACUGGACCCCACUGAACACGCAUGGAUGCUGGCGGUUGUGGACGGAAAUUAUGACACUAUAGCAGAGUUUCUCUUAGAGGACCCCAGUUUACUGACCAGGAAGGACUUCGUGAGUGGUUACACAGCUCUCCAUUGGUUAGCCAAGAAGGGGAAACACGAGACGUUAUUAAAGCUUCUAAAAGACGCCGAGAGGAAGGGGUACCCAGUCAACGUGAACUUAAAGGGCAGUGGAGGUCUUACACCUCUUCACAUCGCUGCUAUGCACAGCCAGUACAUGGUCAUAAAGAUCUUAGUUGGUGCAUUUAGUGCCAAUGUAGAUACCAUGGACUACAAUGGAAAAAGGGCAUGGCAAUAUCUAAAAGAAAAUGCACCACCAGAGAUGAAGGAGCUCCUUGGUGCAUGGGAUGAAGAAUACAGUAAUUGGCAACUAAAUUCUAAUAACAAUAAUGUAAAUUGUAGUGAAGGCGCUCCUAUAGGGGACUGCCAAAAGGACACAGAGCGCACAGACACCGUCAGUAGAAAUGGGCUAUGGCGCUUUGGUUCGUUUAGAAAGUUACUCGCCCCAUUUUUCUCUGGAGGUAAGAACUAAAGGACAUCAAAACUAGGCUGAUUAUGCCCCAAAUAUUACUUCCUGACAAUAUGCUUGUAUUCAUACAUUCAAGCAUAUACAUGUUUCAAUUCAAAAUUUUGUAAUUUUAUGCUUUUAUAUUCAACUGCUAAUUAAUGAGCAUAAAAGUGUCUUAAAUGUUCCAUUUGUGUAUAUUCAGCAUUCCCAGCAAUCAUGUUUAUGUAAAUUAAAGUACCAGUAAUGGCAUAGAACGUGCUUGAAGCUGGGUAAAAAUCAA